Leptonychotes weddellii (Weddell seal) is the source of this 1749-nucleotide messenger RNA. The record is from RefSeq and is a predicted model, not a curated record. NCBI's taxonomy places the organism in Eukaryota, Metazoa, Chordata, Mammalia, Carnivora, Phocidae.
CCGGAGCCUCGGCUUGCGCAGUCCGGGGCUGCGGGAGCCGAGACGCAUCCCCGUCGGGUAGCAGCCAUGAGCACCCCAGCCGUGCCCCAGGACCUGCAGCUGCCCCCGAGCCAGAGGGCUCAGCCCGCGUUCAGAGAACAAAGAAGACAAAAACUCAAGGAACAUAUGUUAAAAAGAAAAACUUUUUUUGCAUACAAACAGGAAAAUCACAUACCCAGUAGCAGAGACCAGAAAGUGAUGAACUCUGAGGGCCAAGUCCACGAAGAGACAAAAGUUCUGAAAUUUAAAACAAAAAUGGCUGGUAAAGAAAAUGUCAGUAGACCUCCUGGGAACAAAAAUCAUGUAACAAUGGGAAAAAAUUGUAUUCCUUUAAGACCUUCUAAUGAAUUAACCAGUUCAACAAUAGCAGUUGACACACAUAAUUUUGAGGAUAAUAAUCAAAUGGGACAGUCCAUACCAAUUAAAGAUGACCCUCAAAGUCAACACAUGACAUUAAGCCAAGUGUUUCAUCUUAAAAACAACAAUAAAAAGAAACAAAUAUCCAUAGAAAAACCAAAGCAAGAUGCUAACAUGUCCAAGAAGCUUGUGCUCGGGUCUUACCGUGGCCAAAUUGUUCAGUCUAAGAUUAAUUCAUUUAGAAAGCCCCUCCCAGUCAGAGAUGAGAGUUCUGCAACAAUGAGGAAGCCUUCAGCUGCUGUCCCUAAAGACCCAGAGCCUCCACCCACAGACACUCGCAGUACAACAGUGAGAAGUGAUAAAGCCCCAAACGUGGUGACCACCACGAAACUUGGGAGCACUGCAGCUCAGGACAGACAGCUGGUGCGGCCUCCUAUCAGAAGUCACCGCGACAGUGCUCAGGACGCUGUGAAACUGGGCAUCGGGCGAGCCACUGCCAAUGUUACAAUCCGGAAGGGGCCUCGGGAGAAAGAAUUACUGCAACCAAACACGGUUUCAUCUAGUGCCAAAACCAGUUCUCAGGCUGUAGAGAGAAAGAAGACACUGUCAAGAAGCCUGACCUCUGAAACUGUAGCCAGGCCUGCUUCGUCUUCUAACACCAAACUGGUACAGAAAUCAAAAAGCAUUGACCCUCGCAGACACACUAUAGCAAAAGCAACUCUUGAUAGAUCGGCUCAGCCCAAAGAAACUGCAGAAGAGAGAAGAGUUCGUCUGGGUGAGUGGAAAGCUGGUAAAAAAAAAGUGCUGAAAAGGCCUCCUAGCUCAGUGGUUACCCAGCCUGAGCCUGAAGGGCAAAACGAAAACUCAGUUGGGUCCUUUUGGAUGACCAUGGUAGAAGAAGAUGAACAAAGAUUAUUUACUGAAAAAGUAAACAAGACAUUUUCGGAAUGCCUAAACCUGAUUAAUGAGGGGUGCCCAAAAGAAGAAAUAUUGGUCAUACUGAAUGACUUGAUUAAAAAUAUUCCAGAUGCCAAAAAACUUGUUAAAUAUUGGAUAUGCCUUGCACGUAUUGAACCACUCACAAGUCCUAUUGAAAAUAUUAUCACAAUCUAUGAGAAAGCUAUUCUGGCAGGGGCUCAGCCUAUUGAAGAGAUGCGACAUGCAAUUGCAGAUAUUCUAACAAUGAAGAGUCAAGAAAAAGUGAAAUAUGGAGAAAGUAUUGAGGUUUGUGCAACUAAGGAAUACAUCCAAGAAGUCAACAGUGAAGAUAUAGGUGUUAAUCUAGAGUCAGGAAGAGCAGAAAUGGAAAAGAAACCUAGAAAUGUGGUAUUUCAAGAUGGUGAAAAAGAAGAA